Molecule: messenger RNA, 2550 nt
Organism: Anopheles cruzii
Lineage: Eukaryota; Metazoa; Arthropoda; Insecta; Diptera; Culicidae
Exons: 7
Coding region: 1-2523 (840 amino acids)
Source: RefSeq, a predicted model, not a curated record
AUGAAAGUUGAUAAAGCUGUGUGCACGAAUGGCACCCUCGGUGAUCUGGGGCGGGCGAUUCAGUUUGAGGCCGUGUUCUCGACGUUGGUCGAGAAUAAGAUGCUGGCGAUCAAGCGUGAGUGUGAGUUCAAGAAGCGGCACAAAAAAUCACGGCUCUUGCGCAAAGCUGUUUUCAACCGCAAGGUAACCACUGCCUGCUGCCAUCAAUCGGUAACUACAUCUGCAAGCGGCAGCAUCACUGCCGGAGAUCCCGAAGGCGCCAGUGAGGCAGACUAUGCCGAUCACAAUGGGACACUGGCUGAGCGUGCCGUCGGAUCGGCUGGAACUAAUCGGCACCACGACGAUUCUGGUGAGUGGUGUACCUACGAGAGUGAAGAUCGGAAAGCGAAUGGGGCCAUCGAUAAUUCCCUAAUCAGCGAUGACGCCGACGAGGUGAUCGUUGAAAUCGGCGACCUGUCGUCGUUGGUGGACUCCGAUGGCAAUGUGGUUGUGACGACGAAUGCGGUUGACUCAGCCCGUAGGUUCCGGGCGGACAUUUCCAGAGACGAAUGUUACUCACCUAGCUUGGUACGUGAUAAUCCGGUGAACCUGACGCCAACGAGCUCUGAUAGCGGUCAACCGUCAAACGCAGAUGUCGGCCGGACGAGAGAGUCAACUGUGAUCAAAGCAGGCGUGCUUCCGCAACGGAGCGAUCAAAAGACUACAACGAGAAACCCGUCGGUGUUUGAGCCUAUUUCGAUCGAAAUAGAACACGAAUCGUUUGAUCUCAACGAUAGCGCAACGAACGUGGCGAUAGAGCUGGACGGGGUCAGCAGUGUGUCGGGAAAACGGGGAAGCACUGCCUCCGAGCCGAUAUCGAUCAUCAAAAACUCGGUGGUCCAGCAACACGCCGCUGCCGCUUCUGCCGCUGGUUAUCGAUUCGGCACGGGUUCGUACCUGUCACCCGGAAGUGCGGUCAAUCGGCUGCGUUUGCUGGAAGCUAAGUCGAUAAGCGCUCAAAACAGUCCGAUACUACGCCGACAGCGGACGACAGGUGCGGAGGGCCGGCACCUGACAUUCAGCCCCGCAACCUAUCGUCAGCAUUCGUCGACGAAAACGAGUGCCAUAGAGUGUGAUAGCUCCGUAAUGGAUCUCAGCAAGGCGGAAGCGAACCAUUUGCAGCACCUGCAGCAGCACCAACAGCACUACAACUCCACUGUGAUAGUGAAGGAUCAGAAGCUAGUACCGACGGCUGGUGACGGCCGGCGUACCGCGCGUGGUGGCACCACCAAAUCCACACAUGCCAUUGCGGACGAUGACAAUACCGCGCUCGGAGAACCCUUGGCAGAGUCUCCAUCUACUCUAGGAUUCAUUGAAAGCUUUAAUCAACUGACGGCAUCCAACUUAGCUGUGAUAGCAACGCAUACCGCACGUCAAUCACCGCCGGUUAGUGAUACGGUUAAGCUGCAACAUUGCCGACGACCGCCUAGGGGCACCACCACCACGUACUGUUCCGUGGGCGAGCUGAACAAACCUUACGUCCAAGACCCCUCCCCUUCCGCGUCACACAAGCACCCGCCGCCUGUGUACUCCUCGGUGGUGGACGAAACCUUAAGCACCUCGAUGGUCAAAACCGCGGAACUGGCUAAGUCCAUCACCAACUUGACUCGCGCAUCGGGCAGCCAACAGCACCGCAAGGAGGGCAAUUUCCUUCGACAAUCAAGCUGUAACGUUGAGCUACACCACGGACCUACUACCUCCGGUACCGUCACCGGUGUACCUUCCCAAGUCGCGGCGGGUAACAGUUGCUACGCGCAGUGCAGCCGCAGAUCAAACGCGAAAGAACAUCACCAUCGCAAGGGCAAUGGAGCCGGCAGUUACGGUUACGGCGAUUCCUCGUACAUUAUGGGCUACGAUGUGAACGAAAGCGACGAAGACAAGCUAAACAAACGGAAAUACAAAUAUUUGAAACGAUGCUCUGAUCCCGUCAUUGUGUUCCCAACGACCAGUGGCAGCGGUGGUAGUGGCGGCGGCAGCGGCGGCGGCGGCGGUGGCAGUGGAUUGCAGCACUGCAUCCUUAGUCGUCCACCAAAUCAGCUUAUCCAGUUUCCUUACGACGAAGAUUUGAUGUAUGAUAUUUCGAUGCAAAUGGAGUCAGACUGUCACGGUGAACUCGAUUCGAUAGUGUCUGAGAAAAAGAAGAAACACAAGCACAGACAUCAUCAUCACCACCAUCGACACUGUAAGAAAACACGACAUAAAAAGCGAAAAAUCCUAGUACACGAUUUGGACGACCAAAGCGUGAAGGUGAUAGACCCCGACGAUCUGCCACAACGUGCCCGCUGGACGAUCAUAGCGACUGCUUGCUUACUGCUAAUUAUGUGCCUACUACUUGUUGGAAUCACUCUGCGGAUGGCUCCUAUUAUUGAUGAUAUGGUACGCCAAGAGAACGAACGACUUAUGCGCGAGUCCCUCGACAGGGCGAAGAUGAUCAAAAACUACACCGAGUACAACAGGAUGAUUGGUGGCGACGAAACUCCUUAACGAUUUAUGAUCCACACGAUGCCGCAC